This is a messenger RNA of Drosophila melanogaster (fruit fly), 5759 nucleotides long. It is a transcript of the gene lqf, whose product is annotated as liquid facets. Lineage: Eukaryota; Metazoa; Arthropoda; Insecta; Diptera; Drosophilidae. The transcript has 9 exons. Gene Ontology annotation, cellular component: cytoplasm. Bases 428 to 2782 code for a protein of 784 amino acids. The record is from RefSeq and is marked reviewed.
CUAGUGCAAAGCGAAAAGCAGAGAAAGAAAUAAUAAUUCGUGUUUUGUGCGCAGAGUGCAAAGGGUAAAUAAGUUGCAAUAUCAUCGCAAUCGCAGUCGAGAGCCCUAUAAACCCGAUAGAGUGCCAGGAUUUUUGGAUAUCCAUAUCGUGCGCGCAGCUAUACUAUUUUCCCCCUUUGUUGACGUCGCAUUGUCGUCAUCGUCAUCUUGUGACCGUGUCUAUUCGAGUCCGAAAAAAGAAAGAAAAGAAAGUCGUAAAAUAUAGAAAAGAAAACUAGUUGGGGAGGAGGAGUCGCACACACAGACACACACAUACACAGCCGAGCGGAGCCCCCACACGCACACACACACAACCAAAGGCGAACUGCAGUGAAGCAACAAAACCAACAAUAACAGAAACAUUGCAGUGAGAAAGCAAAAGGACGAUAUGCAGGUCAAUGUCGCUGGUCUGCGCAGAAACAUCAAGAACCUUGCGCACAACUACUCCGAUGCCCAGGUUAAAGUGCGUGAGGCAACCUCGAAUGACCCUUGGGGUCCUUCGGCUGCCAUCAUGAGCGAGAUAGCGGAACUCACCUACAAUGUGGUGGCCUUUUCGGAAAUCAUGCAGAUGAUCUGGAAGCGUCUUAAUGACCACGGCAAGAACUGGCGACAUGUGUACAAGGCACUCAUUUUGCUGGAGUAUCUGAUUAAAACCGGCUCGGAAAAGGUCGCCCAGCAGUGCAAGGAGAACAUCUUUGCCAUUCAAACCCUGCGAGAGUUUGUGUAUUUCGAAGAGGGCAAGGAUCAGGGCACCCAUGUCCGUGAGAAGGCCAAGCAGCUGGUCACUCUUCUUAAGGAUGACGAGCGACUGAAGAAUGAGCGUGUGAAGGCGCAGAAGGCAAAGGAAAGAUUCGCCCAGAACCCGAGUGGGUUCGGCAGCGAUGGCUAUAUUGAUGGACCAUCGCAACGAGACUUGCCGCCAGGCUGGCAGGAGGAGCCGCCUAAAUCGGUAUCCGAACUGGAAAUGGUUCGUCCCCAGACGGCCGGCGAGGAGGAACUUCAACUGCAGCUGGCCAUGGCCAUGUCACGAGAGGAAGCGGAACAGGAGGAGGCCAAGCGACGCAGUGAUGAUGUGCGUCUGCAACUCGCCCUCAGCCAGAGUGAGCAGGAUUUCAAGGAUCCAAACGGACGACCUAUUCCUGCGCCCAAGAAGGAGGAACAACAGAGUCAUUUGCUAGAUCUGCUGGAUAUUUCUCUGGGGGCUACGAGCAUCUCAAGUCCGCCGCUGGGCGCUGCAGGCGGCGCCCCCACGGCUGUUGUCGAUCCCUGGGCCAUGCCAGGUCCAAGAGCUCCCAGCCAGUUGUCCGAUCCGUGGUCAGGUACUUCCUCGCCUCAAGUGGAUCCCUGGAAUCCCUCCGCUGCCCCACGAACCAUCUUGGGUGCCGGAGUGCCGAUGACUUCGGCGCCAUUGGGAGCUGGAAACGAUGCCUGGGGAGCUCGCACUCAGUCGCCUUCGGUGGCCUCGGGCUCCUCCAACGAAGGUUGGCUGCAAAGUAAUGGUAAUGCCAACCAAAACGGACGUGGAGCCACUCCGGCCGGCCCUCCUGCUGAAGGCUGGCUGAUAAAAUCCACUGCUGUCGGAGCUUUGGGAGCUGCGCCAAUUAAUCAUGCGGCAAAUAAUGGUAGCUCAUCUUCGGAUCCCUGGCUAGCAGAGCCAGCAGCAUCGGCGGCAGGAGGAGCAGCAGCAGUUGGCUUGGCAGAUCCCUGGGCGCCAGGAGCAGCAUCUCAAACGGGUGCGGGGGCACUGGAUGACCCAUGGAAAGCACUCGGAACUGGCGCCAUUAAGAAACAAUCCCCCGAGUUUGAUGAGUUCGACUUGAUCACCAACCGAAACAAGAGUGAGCACAGCAAUUCUAACGCCUCCAACAACAACAAUGCUUCUCUGCUCGAUGACAUGGAUCCGCUAUCGGCGAACUACGGAAAUGGAGGUAUAAAUAGCAGUAUGCAUCCGUCGACGGGGGCCACGGCAAAGAAAUCUAUAAAGGAUGCUCAUUCUUUCCUCGGCGAGAACUCUGCGCUUGUUAACCUAGACAAUCUGAUCAAACCGAUUGCGCCACAGACGCAAACGGGUAAUCAGCCGGCGUACAAUCCCUUCAGCGACAACGUAGUGCCACCCAAGACGAAUCUAUUCCAGCAACAGCAGCCAGCCGUGCCGUCCAUCAAUCAGCUGAAACAACAGGCCCCGUUUUCAGUCAGCAUGAACCAAGAUCCCUGGGCACCUGUAAUGGGCGGAGUUAGUACGACUUCGCAGCCACAGCCCAAUUUGCAGGUCUACAAUAAUGCGUAUCAAAGUAGCAGCAGCACUAAUAUCCUUGGAAAAAGCAACAUCCCGACCAAUAUGAAUAGCUCCACCAGCAACAGCACCAUACACAGCUGUUACGCAAGUCCGAGUCCGGGCGUCGAUGGCAUUCGCAACAUGGAUAUAUUCACCGAACGUCCUUACUAUAAUAGUCCAACAGCACCUGCUGAUGAUACCUACAUGUACAACAGCAGGGAUAAUAACAAUAUCAACAGCAACUAUGGUACUCCCAGUCUAUAUUCAAGUUUUGCUGCCAGCUAUAGCAGCGCCCUAUCCGAUUCUCUGGCCGAAACUCCUGGAAUUAGUGUUGCUCCCUUGGGUUUUGUGGCCGAUACUGUCAUGAGUUUUGGUCCCUCAUCCUCGUCGGCCAACUGCAAGCUGGAACAAAAUAACAACAUGCCGUGGAUCAAGCCGGAAGCAGCAACAAAUCCGUUUUUGUCGUAAACUGGCGUCGAUCAAUCACAACAAUGUAAGCAGAAGGAGCAGCGGGAUCAUCAAUUAAGGGAAAGUCAACUAAUAAAGGCCUGACUGGUGUAUAAGAAGCUGUCCAAUAGCGUUAGCAACAAUAGCAGCAGAAGCAACCAACUUUGACUCUACAUAACUGCAGAGAGGGAAAUAUGAAUUAAUUAAUAAAUUAUGUGUAAGGAAGUAUUAUUAAAGUGUAAAAUAUGUGAUGUAUGUGAGAGAGAAAGCCAAGAUCCAGCGAAAUAGAAAUUGAGGAGUUAAAUAGAAACAGCAACGACACCCAGCCAAGAUGAGUAGAAAAGUUGUGCGCAGGAAGCUUACAAGUAAACUGAACUUGAGUCUAACACAUUUGCAAUAAUUAAAUCUGUAAAAACCAACCCAUUAGAAAUCGCAACCCCUUACGCCCUUCAGCUGGGGAAUCCUUCACUGUCAGUCUUCAAGUACUUCCUUAGUUGAUCACUUACUGUUAAUUAAUUUCUAUCCUUGUUGGGGAAAGAACCAAGAAGGCAGCCGCAAAAGGAGAUCAAUCGAGUCCAACCUAAUGAUGCAAAUUGAAAUUAAAAAAAUUGUUAUAUAGCUUUAAAGAAUGCAUUGGUAAAGCGAAUAUGUUUAAAACCAUGUUAAACAAAUUAUAUGUGCUUGUAAUUGUAAAUUUUUUUACGUUCAUUUUUGUAAAAUUUAUUGUGCGCGCAUGUUGCAGAAACCAAAUACAAUUAUUAAUGGCUUUUGGCUAUCGAUUUUUAAACACAUUUUUACGAUUUUUUCGAGUUGACAGUUGAUUUGUUUGUGCAUUCGCUUUUGGUCCACCUUCAAGUCACCAAUGCAUACGCGAGUUUGCUGUUGAACAUUUUUAUAGCGAAUAGUUUAAAAUUUACAAAAACCUUUGAACACAUAUACAAAGAACAAGAUUACAAGAGCAAAUCGAAAACUAAAACAAAACAAAAUAAAAUGAUGGUAUACAUUUAGGCUAGAAUACGUAACGAAUUGUAUAAGAGUAACUUAAUGAUAAACAAAAUAUACAUAUAUAUAUAUAUAUAAAAGAAAGCCGAUUCGGUGUGAAAUUAUGCUUAAGAGAUUUACAUGCCUGACUAGCAAGCGUAUACACCCCACAACGCUGAUACCCUUUUAUAUAUAUGAAGACACACAACCCCAAAAAUCACAUAUACACUUGCAAACUGCAAAUUUUAAGCAUAUUUUCAUAUUAUUAAAACUUUAUUUUAACUAAAAAAAAAAACAAGCGAAAAAAAUCUCCAUGUAAAAGUCAGACCACUUUCGAUGCUCCCAUUGCACAACUAAGCGGGUGGCGACUGAGUGUGCCAAUGCCCGGGGGCCUCCACUUGACAGCCUGCGCCAGCAUUCAACACUUUGUUGGGGCAUCAUCACACUCAUGUCGGAUACAUCGGGCCAGGGCACAGGCAGAGACAAUCCCAAUAGCAAUCCGCAUCCGAAUCCCCCAAACUCAAACCCGAUCCCGAUCCCAGCAGCAACGGCAGCACGAUUAUGUUAAUUUCGGGGGCCGCCAGAGUGCAGCAUUAACGGAGCACGCCCACCGCAUAUGGCAGUGAUAUUUUGGCCAGCUGGGAUGUGGAUGUGUAUGGGGAUAUGGAUAUGGAAUCGGGAUGGGGCUGGAUAUGGAUAUGGAUUGCUGGAUGUGGCUGUUGCGCAAGUGGCCAGCUAGCUGGCAGGCUGGUUUCGGUUUUGAUAUUUGACAUGCGCCAGGGGCCAUCAGGAAACUUCGUUUAAAUGAAAUCAAAAUGCACAAAUACAUAAUUUACACAAAUUUGCCGUCGAGCUGCGGUACGAGUUUAUCGCCUCGGUUGGGCACGAAAAAGAGCGGCUCCUCAGAUGGCUGGGAAAAUGCUGGCGGAUUGUAUAAUGCAUCGGGUAUUCCAGGAGCGAUGAGCAUCCAGCAGAUGCAGGAAGAACUGGCAUCCAAACAUAGUUUUUCGAUGAGGGGCACGAUAAGAACAAACAAAACAAAAACAUCUUGUGCAUUAUAUGGUUUAAUUUUUAUAUGUCAUAUUAAUUUUUCUAUCAUUUUCCAGUACAUUGAAUAUCCAGGUAACAUAGUUGGCUAGCCUAGUGUACACGCCUGGAAAAUGUGGGUCAGCACAUCCAUGCGCAAAGGAUACGAUUCCAUAGCUACUGCCGCGGUGAACCAAGGGAGCUCCUGAGUCGCCGUAGCAGUGAUCUCGUCCAGCUCCAGCUGCACACACCAUAUCAUCCGUGAUGGGACGAUGCAGAUGGGAGUAAAGUCGCUGGCAAAGUCUCUGAUUAAUAACUUUCACCACUGUGCCACGUAGUCUAGGUUCCGAUUCACUGUCAGUGGCAUCUGGAUUGCCCCAACCGGCAACCAAAAGGGUUCGUGGAAGUAUAUUAAGACUCGGAAGCGGCAGCUUCACCACCUGAAUAUUUCCUCCCAAAGUAAAGGAUUUAUCUAACUUCAACAAGGCGAUGUCGUUUUCCAGAGUACGUAGAUUAAAAUCUGGAUGAAGGAUAACACUCACUACGUUCCUUCUCUGACCACCACCAUCAGUGAAAGUAGAUCCUGCACGAACGGAGUAGCUAUCUGGAUACUGAACACAAUGUCCAGCCGUCACCAACCAGAGUGAUGUAAUCAAUGCCGAACUGCAACUAUAGUUGCCAUGCACCGUGAUCGAAGCCAACCAUGGUGUAAGAUGAAUGGGCACCUCUACUCCACCCACGAUCCGUUCCUGGGGCGAUAAAGCACUGGUUUUAUGGCCACAAAUGAGCAGUAAAAUCAACGCCAAAAUAUUCAUCAUCCGUACAAAAACAAAUGGACCGUAAAGAACCAAUAUUGGCCGAUAACUGAAAUUUGACUUCUUGACCCUUGGGCGCGAACUCUUUGCUAGCCAGCCGGGAAUCACGAAUGCUAAUGACCUCCGGGUUUGGCAUGCGACCUACUGAAUUUGGCAUGAAUAUUAAUUGACGCUUU